UUUAGAUUCGAAUUGAUAUGAGCGAGGACGUUCAGCUUGCUUUGUGUCCAUAUGGGCGUUUAUAAGGGGCUCAGAGGUCCCAGAUUCCUGGAUUUGUUUCAUCUUCAACAACAUUGGUGAUCCGUCCAUUGGGUUCUGUUCGCUCUCGUGAUCUUGUUAUAUUGAUACUUCACCACGACAAUGGAUUGUGAGGACCAUACCGAUAUGGCAUAUACUCCUCCGCUUUCGUCGCGCUCCGGUAGCAGGAUGCGGAUGAAAUCCAGUCAACCGCCCCAGGAAACAGUCAAGCAGUUCUGGGAUGACUUCAACUCCAAAUAUCCUGGAUUAGUCAAUACCGUGUUACCGGACAAUCCGUAUGCGCGCACGAAGGCUGCGAGGACACCCAAGGGGGUGAUCCAAGCUCAGGUGGCGGGGAAAUCGUACGAACAGGCACGGAAGGAGUGCCAACGUGCCGUUGAUCGAAUUGCUAGCGAAUGCGAACGGUUGAACCAGAAAUACUCGGAUCCGCAUUUCGACAUCGCAUCCGAUCUCAAGUGCGGGAGAAGGAACUACCUCGACGGGCUGAUGGAGAAGAACCUGGAGAUGCGGCCGAGGGGUGUGAAAAGAGUUACCGAAAUCUUCGAGAAGCCGCAAUUCUACGUCAAUGGACCUACGGCCUCUGAUGUGCGCCAAGGUCGCGACGGUGACUGUUGGUUGAUGGCUGCGUUGUGUACAAUGGGAAAUAAGCAGGGGUUGAUUGAAAAUGUCUGUGUUGCUCGGAACGAGAAGGUGGGCGUUUAUGGUUUUGUUUUCUACAGAGACGGCGACUGGCAACAGUGCAUUGUGGACGAUAAGUUGUACCUUCGUGCAGCCGACUACGACGAAUCUGUGGAUGAGCGACCGAUCUGGGAUGACAUUGCAAGAAAAGACACCGAAGAAGAGUAUCGCAAAGCGUGGCAGACGGGCUCUCGCGCUUUGUAUUUCGCUCAGUGCGUUGAUGAGAACGAGACAUGGCUGCCCUUGCUCGAGAAAGCCUACGCCAAAGCUCACGGUGACUAUUCUGCGAUUGAGGGUGGAUUUGUGGGCGAGGCUCUCGAGGAUCUGACGGGCGGAGUCACCUCUGACAUACUUGCCAGUAACAUCCUAGACAAAGACAGAUUCUGGAACGAGGAGCUUAUGAAGGUCAACAAGGAGUUCCUCUUCGGUUGUGGCUGUGGCCUAUUCUCCAACUGGCUGGACCCGGGUUAUCGAGGGCCACCAAGAGACAGGAAGGGUAUUUCGGAAAACCACUCUUACUCCAUCAUGGAUGCGCGAGAGAUUGAGGGACAUCGCUUGCUGCGGCUGAGAAACCCAUGGGGCAAGAAAGAAUGGACCGGUGCUUGGAGCGACGGCUCUGAACAGUGGACACCGGAGUGGAUGGCAAAGCUGGGGCAUAAAUUUGGCAACGACGGGUUCUUCUGGAUCUCCUAUGAAGACUUCCUCAAAAAAUACCAGCAUUUUGACCGAACUCGCCUGUUCAACGACGACUGGACGGUCACCCAGCAAUGGACGACCUUAAAUGUCCCCUGGUCCGCUGACUAUCACAGCACCAAGUUCGUGCUCAAUGUAAGCCAAGCUGGACCAGUUGUUAUUGUUCUCUCGCAGCUGGACGACCGUUACUACAAAGGAUUAGCCGGUGAAUACGACUUCGUCCUCAAGUUCCGCCUGCAAAAGGAAGGCGAAGACGACUAUUUCGUGCGCAGUCAUAGCAGCGAUCUCAUGUAUCGGGCCGUGAAUGUCGAAGUUGACCUCGAACCCGGCCGCUAUCAUGUACUCAUGAAGGUCACGGCCUACCGAGACAACGAGAAAAUGCCCACCGAAGACGUCGUGCGGAGCCUCGCACCCACCCGACGGGAAAAGCUCGUCCAGAUUGGCCUGUCGUACGAUCUCGCCCAUGCGAAGGGCAUAGUCCCCGAGACGGAGGGCGAGAAACGCGCGCGCGAGGAGCGAGAAGAGCGCCAACGGGCUGCAGAACGGAGAAAGCUCCGCGAGGAGACCAAAAAGCGACUUCAGAAGGAGUGGAUCCGCGACCGGAAACGCGAAGCCCGGCGCCAUCGUCGCGAGGAACGGCUUGCCGAAGAGGCUGCUCGGACCUGCCGCAAGGGAUCGGAGGCUGCGGAGCAUACUCCCAACGGUCAUGUCGAUUAUGUCUCCGCGGCGGGGGAGAAACCUGCCGAAAAUGGCUCGAUCCCCACGAUUCAGGUCAGCAGCUCACAUGUCAACGGUCACGACCACCCAAGGGGCCGGGUGUCCCUGUCUAUCCGCGAUAAACGGUCGCCAGUCCAUACACCCCAUCCCGACCAGAAGUAUCUGGAAGGGUUCGAGUUCGAUUCCGAUCUCGACAUGCCUCCCGAAGAACCACCGACGGAGCCGAAGACGCCCGUUCGCACCAUGUCGUACGGAAGUGAGGUGGACGCCAAUGGGGACCCGUGGAAUGCCGUCUGCGUGGUGGGAUUACGCGUGUACUCGAAGGAUUCCGACCUGUCGCUUGAGGUUCUGCGUCCUGUGCCGGAGGAUGAAACGGAGGCUUGCCUCGACAUGGAUGAUCCGGCUGUAAGUGCGACGUCGGAGAAACAGCCUCGGAUUCUGUCUGGCCUUUAGCGGAGCUACUCGGUGCAAAAUAGGGGAAUAAUCUUUUUUUCUGGUCAUUUCUUUAAUGUGUUCUCACUAGACAGUUCAUUUAUCCUUUGGUCAGUCUGGUGUGUGUGCUAUAGCGGCAUAACGCUCAGGACGGCCCUCUAUCUAUGAUCCAAGGACGAUUCCUUCAUGC
Molecule: messenger RNA, 2788 nt
Organism: Aspergillus homomorphus CBS 101889
Lineage: Eukaryota; Fungi; Ascomycota; Eurotiomycetes; Eurotiales; Aspergillaceae
Product: calpain-like protein
Exons: 7
Coding region: 181-2619 (812 amino acids)
Biological process (GO): proteolysis
Cellular component (GO): cytoplasm
Molecular function (GO): calcium-dependent cysteine-type endopeptidase activity
Source: RefSeq, a predicted model, not a curated record